Molecule: messenger RNA, 2554 nt
Organism: Trichechus manatus latirostris (Florida manatee)
Lineage: Eukaryota; Metazoa; Chordata; Mammalia; Sirenia; Trichechidae
Gene: TRABD
Product: TraB domain containing
Exons: 10
Coding region: 244-1392 (382 amino acids)
Source: RefSeq, a predicted model, not a curated record
GUUGAGCAAAGCAGACUGCCAUAUGGGCAGAAGAGCGGGGCCUGUCCUGCACUGCGGCCCCCGCCAGGGGCCGUGAGGCGGCGUGGAGACCUGUGCACACUCCCGGGGGUUCAGCGAGUGUCUUUCUAAAAGUUGUCACAGGGAGGACGGAGGCCCGGCUGUCUCAGUGUCACAGGAACAAGUAGCGUCUCAGAAGAGCCCGUCAGGACCGAGGCCUCACCCAUCGAGCAGGGAGCUGCAGCCAUGGAGGGGGAGGAGGAGGAGCCGCCUCAGGAGGCUGCCACAGGGCCAGUCGCAACGUCUGGGGCUGCAGAGUCGGGGGCUGCCGAGUCGGUACCCAGGGUGGUUUCUGGAGAACCCCAGAAUAUUUCUGAUGUGGACGCCUUCAACCUGCUGCUGGAGGUAAAGCUGAAGCGGCGGCAUGAGCGGCCCGACCUGCCUCGCACCGUGACGGAGCUGGUUGCUGAGGACGGCAGCCGCGUGUAUGUGGUGGGCACGGCCCACUUCAGCGACGACAGCAAGAGGGACGUCGUCAAGACCAUCCGGGCAGUGCAGCCCGACGUGGUGGUGGUGGAGCUGUGCCAGUACCGCGUGUCCAUGCUCAAGAUGGACGAACGCACGCUGCUGCGUGAGGCCAAAGAGGUCAGCCUAGAGAAACUUCAUCAGGCAGUCCGGCAGAACGGGGUCAUGUCUGGACUCAUGCAGAUGCUGCUGCUGAAGGUGUCGGCCCACAUCACCGAGCAGCUGGGCAUGGCGCCCGGCGGGGAGUUCAGGGAGGCCUUCAAGGAGGCCAGCAAGGUGCCUUUCUGCAAGUUCCACCUGGGCGACCGGCCCAUCCCCGUCACCUUCAAGCGGGCUAUUGCUGCGCUUUCCUUCUGGCAGAAGGUCAAGCUGGCCUGGGGCCUCUGCUUCCUGUCAGACCCCAUCAGCAAGGACGACGUGGAGAAGUGCAAGCAGAAGGACCUGCUGGAACAGAUGAUGGCCGAGAUGAUUGGUGAGUUCCCCGACCUCCACCGCACCAUUGUCUCCGAGCGCGACAUCUACCUGACCUACAUGCUUCGCCAAGCGGCCCGACGCCUCGAGCUGCCACGCGCCUCUGAUGCUGAGCCCAGGAAGUGCGUCCCAUCCGUGGUUGUGGGUGUUGUGGGCAUGGGCCACGUGCCCGGUAUCGAGAAGAACUGGAGCACUGAGCUGAAUAUCCAGGAAAUCAUGACCGUGCCCCCGCCGUCCGUCUCUGGCCGACUGUCUCGGCUGGCCAUGAAGGCCGCCUUCUUCAGCCUUGUGGGCUACAGCCUCUACUGGCUGGGCCGGCGCACUGUCGGCCUGGUCUUGGCACUGCCCGUGGCGCAGGACUGUCUCCAGAGAGUGUCCACCGUCCUGCCGAAGAAGUAGGUGGCGCGGCUCAGCCCGGAGCUGCAGAGGCGUGCUGGAUCCAUCACGAGGCUGCGGAGCAAGAGGGCCAGACCCGGAGGGCGCCCGGCAGAGCCAUCCUGCUGCCGCGCGCAUGUGGUGAGGCUCCUGUGCCCACCACCAGCUCCUGACUGGCUCCUGCCCAGCGUCUACACAGCAAGCCUCACCGCCCCCACAGGGGUCCGGGCCGAGCUCGCUCGCCUCUCCCGUCGCUGAGGCCUCGCCAUCCCCAGCCCGUCAAUAAAGAGGUGUUGGCGGAUCCGAGCGCAGGCUCCCCGCAGCCCACCGCCUCCCCCACGCUAGGAGGCCAGCAGGGCCCAGGUGUGGGGCUGCCCCUUCCCCUCUGCCCCCAGCUCCCGGCUCCAAGGCCGUGGGGCGUUUGGGCUGCAGUAGGCGCCCCUACCUCACUGUGCCUUCUGGUGGUCACUGGUCUCUGGGGACCCCCAGGCCACCGGCAGGAGCACCUGGUCCCCGAGGAUCUCACGGUGGGGUUCUGGGCCAGGCAGGUUUGAGAAAGACUGCGUUGCUCCUGUGUGGGCUUGUGGGCGCCAUCUCCCUCACGGUGGGCACGGGGGCCCUGAUGGGUCUCUGGCUGGCAAGAGUUUCCAUGUUUUUGGCUUUUUAAAAUGUCUGAAAAUUUUUUGCUCAGGUAAUUUUAACUUAAAGCAGUAAAGCAAAUGUCGGAAACACGAGCCUUAAAUCUGGUUGGGACAAAGAGGAAGCCUUUUCUUGGAUCCUUCAGGGGCAGUACGGGCCGGCCGGACCCUCCAGCGCUGCCCCCGACUCCAUUCCCUCCCACUGGGCAGCUGUGGGCUGGGAGGGGCUGGGAGGGACAAGCCUGCUGGGGUGCCUGGUAUGGCCAGCUGACCCUGGAGAGUGCCCACAGGCACCUAAUGGGGCCUAGCCUGCAUGGCACUCCUGCCGGCCUCGUCUCCGCCCGGGUCCUGUUUAUGAGGCGCCGCGGGCAGCUCCAGGCUGGGCCCUGGGCGACCGUUGUCUCAGUGUUGAACCAAAUUGAGGCUGGGGGACCGGGGGCCUCGUCACAGCCCCAGCCCAUCCUCCACAUCAUCCACACUCGUCGGUGUGCACUUUCCUUACGACAUUCAAAUAAAGUCUAAUUUUGGAAGCCCCUGUUUGGUAAAAU